UUCCAUGAUCCCGGCAAUAUACACAUUUCUGUUAUCGCAUAAUAAUAAAAACCUAUCUAUUGAUUUAAGAUUUGAACUAAUGAUAACGAAAUUUCAUUUUAUUGUUUUAAUAUAUAUAAAAUGGCACUCGAACCAAAAGCGAAAAUGUAAGGAUUACAAAUGUAAGUCAUAUCACGGCAUGUUGGGCCGUAAACAAAGCAUCCGUAUAGAUAUAAUGGCUCCUGAUUAUGUUCAGGAGGAAUCUCUGAACGAGAAUGCCGAAAUCGAUUGGGUAAACAAGGUAAAUUUGCAAAACACAAAAUAAUGUUACAAAAUGAACGUGUAUUUAAUCAAAUUGUGUGCAUUUUUUUCAAGCUAUGGGUCCGACGGUUGAUGCGUUUUUGUGCCCUGUUGAGUUUACUCUGUGUCAGUCUCAACACGCCAAAAACUUUUGAGGCUUUUCCAUUUUUACAGCUUUCAACUUUUGUGUGUGAUUUACUCGUUACUUGUUUGUACACUGCUGAAAUGAUUGCUAAGAUGCACAGUCGUGGGAUUUUAAAAGUAUUUUUAUUUUCAUUCAUACCAAUCAUUAUACAAAUUGUAUAAUUUUAUCAUGGUUAUAAAUUAUGUUAUUAUUGUUACUUAGGGAGAAUCACCAUAUUUGAAAGAUCACUGGUGUCAAUUUGAUGGCACAAUGGUAGUGUUCCUUUGGUUGUCUGUAAUAUUACAGAUUUUUGAAGUUGUCAAUAUUUUACCUCAAUUUAGAUACUUAUCAAUAUUGAGGGCACCAAGGCCUUUUAUUUUGAUCCGAUUUAUUCGUGUCUUCCUAAAAUUUUCUAUGCCAAAGUCUAGAAUUAAUCAAAUUUUUAAGUAAUGGAACUUAAAUAUAAAAUUGUUUUAAAUUUAAAUUUUUAAUCAUUUAUUAUUUUUUAUUAGGCGAUCGAGCCAACAAAUCUACAACGUAACACUGUUCUUCCUAUUUUUUAUGUCUUUAUAUGGUGUACUUGGUGUUCAAUUGUUUGGUGAAAUGAAAAAUCACUGUGUUCUUAAUACAACAGAUGCUAAGUAAAUGGUAAAUGAGUUUCUUAUAAUAAUAGUUAUUUAAUUAAUAAAUGAUUCAGCAGAAAAAUAACCCUUAAUAAUUUGGCCAUACCUGAUUCAUUUUGUUCUACCGAACCGGACGCUGGAUAUCAGUGUCCAGAAGGUAUGAAAUGUAUGAAAUUAGAAUUAUCAAGGUACAUAACUGGCUUCAGUGGAUUUGAUGAAUUUGGUAUAACAUUAUAUCAUUGUGUAUAUACUUUUGAUGUUUUAUUUGAAAUAUUUUCUAUUCUAGCAACAAGUAUUUUUACUGUGUACCAAGCAGCGUCACAAGAAGGUUGGGUGUACAUUAUGUUUCGUACAUUUGAUAGUCUUCCAGCCUGGAGAGCUAUUUUUUACUUUUCUACAUUAAUAUUCUUCUUAGCAUGGCUAGUUAAAAAUGUUUUUAUUGCUGUCAUAACAGAAACGUUUAAUGAAAUGCGUGUGCAAUUUCAACAAUUAUGGGGAAGUAGAAGACAUGUUGGAAAUAAAACUUCUACUGAAGUAAGAUUAAUCAAAUUGUUCUGUAUUAGUUUUAUAUUUCAAUUUUAAACAUAUUUUGCAUUCGUAUUUAUUAAUUUACUGUCUGUGUAAAUAUGGUAAGAAUCUUUAUAUAAUUUCAAUAUCAAAUGUUUUUUAGAUUUUAGUCAGUGAUGAAAGUGGUUGGAGAUUAGUUACCCCAGAACAAAAUAAACAUAGAACAUUAGCAUUACCAUUGGGACAUUCAAUUCUUAACUCUGCUUGGUUUAGAUUACUUGUUAUGUGUAUUAUACUUAGUAAUGGUAUUGCCAUGGCUACAAUGAAUUUUAAGCAUGAUGGGCGACAAAGAAAAGAAUUCUAUCAACAAUAUUACUAUAUAGAAGUAAUUAUUCUGUUAUAUUUAUUUUGUUGUUAUUAGUUAAUAGUAGUUCUGUAAUUCCAGGUUGUGUAUACUAUAAUAUUUAACUUUGAAACGUUAUUUAAAAUGAUUUUGCUUGGAUUUAAUGAAUAUUUCAAACAUUCAUACCAUAAGUUUGAAAUAAUGCUAGCUGUCGGAACUACAUUGCAUAUAGUUCCACAAUUUUAUUUAUCGGGCUUAACCUAUUUUCAGGUUUGUUUUAUACUUAAAUGUAAAUUUAUGUUAAAAUUAACUUCAAUAAAUUAUGUUUAGGUUUUAAGAAUUGUUCGAUUGAUAAAAGCUUCUCCAAUGUUAGAAGAUUUUGUUUAUAAAAUAUUUGGACCCGGAAAAAAACUGGGUAGCCUUAUCAUAUUUACUUUGUGUUUGUUAGUGAUUUCAUCAGGAAUAUCAAUGCAAUUAUUUUGCUUUUUAUGUGAUUUUUCAAAGUUUUCCACCUUUCCAGAAGUAAUUACCAAUAAUUCUUAUUUCAUUUAAAUAAAAUUAAAAUUUUUGUUUACUGAUAGGCAUUCAUGUCCAUGUUCCAAAUUCUUACUCAAGAAGCCUGGGUUGAUGUUAUGGAUGAAACUAUGUUACGUACUCGUAAAACAUACUUAGUCCCAUUAGUUGCAGUAUAUUUCAUUCUCUAUCAUUUGUUUGUCACACUUGUAAGAAAUUAUUUAUUUUUGAAAUUUAACCAUGAAUCUUAUUGUAUUAAUAAUUCUUAUAACUAUACAAUUUAUAUUAGAUUGUUUUAAGUCUUUUUGUUGCUGUUAUUUUGGAUAAUCUUGAACUUGAUGAAGAAUUAAAAAAGUUAAAACAACUGCGUUUCCGUGAACAAAGUGCAGAAAUAAAAGAAACUUUACCAUUUAGACUGAGAAUUUUUGAAAAAUUUCCAGAUCGUCCAAAGAUGACAUCUAUACAUAAACAACCAUCUGAUUUCAAUUUGCCUAAGGUAAAGAUAAUAUUUUACCUAUUUAUUAAAUUAAAUUGAUAUUUAAAUUUAUUUGUUUUAGGUCCGUGAAAGUUUUAUGAGACAAUUUGUUUUAGAUAAAAGUGAUGAAGAAACAUCUUUAGAAAAUAUAAAUAAAACAAGUGAAGUAGUUACACCACCUUCAAUGACUCGUAAACAACAUCCAAUGCAAUUAUUAUCCAAUCCACCAAAAGUACGAACAGUAACACCUGAAAUUCGUAAAGAAAUCAUCUCUAAUAUUAUCAAGUUCGUAAUUCAGAAUAUAUUAGUAUAACUAUAGUGAUUUUACUGAACUAAUAGUAUUCACCAACAGGAACAAAGCAAAAUUAGUUUUAUUUAUAAAUAAAAUAAUUUAUUAUUUAUUACAGUGAUUCUAAUAAUCAACGAUUACUUUUGGGAGAUUCAACAUUUUUACCUCCAAAUGUUGGUAAUAAAGGUGCAUUACAUUCUCAAGGUACUGUAAAUAUGCACCAUACACGAAUAGAUCAUAAAAAGUAUGUGCAUUUAUUAUUGAUUAAUUAAUAAAUAAUUUAUUAAUUAAUUUAUACUUAUUUUAAUAUUAAGGUCUAUGAGGCAUAGCAUUCGUCGUGGAUCAAUGAAGCUUAAACAAACAUAUGAACAUCUCAUGGAAAAUGGAGAUAUAGGGGGCAUGAAUCGUUUAGCUACAGCUACAAGAGCUAGACCCCAUGAUCUUGAUAUCAAGUUAUUACAAGCUAAAAGACAGCAAGCAGAAAUGCGGCGUAAUCAAAGAGAAGAAGAUUUACGCGAAAAUCAUCCAUUGUUUGAUACUCCUUUAUUUAUUGUCCCAAGAGAAUCCAAAUUUCGUAAACUAUGUCAAUUAAUUGUAUAUGCUAGAUAUGAUCUUAAACUCAGAGACCCACUCACUGGAGAAGAGCGACAAGUUAAAUAUAAAGGAUUUCAGUAAGUUAUUAACUUUUUAAAUAUAAAAUAUAUAUUAUUAUAUUAUACACUGAAUUGUGUUUUGGAUAUUACUUGAAAAAUUAAUUUUAAACAUUAAACACAUAAUAUCAACAAACAAUUUAUGAAUAUGUUCAAGAUUCAAACCCGCUUUUAAAAUAAAUAUUCGAUAAUAAUUAUAAAUAGUUACAGACUUCAGAUUUUCUCUGUGUAAAGUUUUUUUACAAUCAAUUUAGAAUUCCAUUUCAAUUAAAAUUAAUUUUUAGCUAAAAAUAUCCAAGUUGUAAAGUCAUAAUUAUUUGAAAUUGAAAAUGAUGUCCAUGACUAGGCCAUUCUAGUGUUUGUACAUCAUGUUUUAUGGUUGUAAUUGGACAGCGCUCUGUCAAGUUCAUGAAUUUUGGUUUCGGUCCUCUUGUAAAAUUAUUUACUUGUAUUAUAUAUUACAUAUUAUUAAUUAUAUAUUAUUAAUUGUAGAUUCUUAAUAGAUACAAUGAGAGACUUUGUAAUUUUUAAUAAAAUCACGAAAAAAAAAAUUGUUUUUUUCUAUCAUUCUUACACAUUCAUCUAGUCAAUCUAAAUAAUAAUUUAAUUCAAACAAAAUAAAUUAGGUACCACAAUUAAAUUUUACAAAUUUAUAAUUACUAUUUUAAUAUAAUUUUAAAUUGGAUAUGCAUUAUUUACAGUAACUUUUUGGGACUUGUAACGUGUUUGGAUUGGUUAAUGAUAUUGGUCACCACAUUAAGUUGUAUAUCCAUGAUGUUUGAAACACCAUUUUAUCGUGUAAUGGAAACUCCAGCUUUACAAAUUGCUGAAUAUGUAUUUGUAUGCUUUAUGAGUAUUGAAUUAGCAUUAAAAAUAUUAGCUGACGGAGUUUUUUUUACUCCCAAAGCAUAUAUGAAAGAUGUAGCUGCUAUAUUAGAUAUAUUUGUUUACAUAGUAAGUUUUAUUUUAAAUUUCAAAAGUGAUUUUAUGUAUGAUUAUUUUUUUGUAAUUUAAGACAAGUUUGGUGUUUUUAUGUUGGAUGCCAACUAAUGUAGCUACGAAUUCUUCAGCUCAUUUGUUAAUGAUUUGUCGGUGUGUUCGUCCAUUACGUAUAUUCUCAUUAGUUCCUCAUAUGAGAAAAGUAGUUGAUGAACUUUGUCGUGGAUUUAAAGAAAUUUUAUUGGUUAGUAAAAUCUGAAGUAUAUUAUACUUUAGUAUAUACCUAUUAAAACUUGUAAAACAAUUUGAGUCUCAAAACAAACAACAAAUAUAUUGUUAUGUGUGUGUGAAUAUUAUUUUUAGGUGUCUGUACUAUUGAUUGUAUUGAUGUUUGUAUUUGCCAGUUAUGGUGUUCAAAUUUUUGGUGGUCGUUUAGCCCGAUGCAAUGAUCCUUCUAUAAGAAGACGUGAAGAUUGUUAUGGAGUUUUUAUGCGUAAAGUUUUUGUUACAAAAAUGAAAAUAAAACCUGGAGAUAAUGAAACUUAUCCAGCCAUUUUAGUACCUAGAGUUUGGUAAGUAAUAAAUUUGUAUAAUCUAUUAGCAGUGUUUCUCAACUUUUUUACUCUGCCUCGACCUAAAUAAAUAUUCAAUUUUUCAUUUCUAAAUAAAGAAUUCAUACAAAAUAUUUUAUAUUUUUGGCUACCCAAUAUUUUAUACUUUUGGUAACCCUAAAUAAUUAAUUGACGACCCAUUAGGCAGUUGUGCUCCCCAGAUUGAGAAACGCUGCUCUAUAGUACCCAUAGGAUACAAUUUAAUAAAAUACUAAAAAAAAAAAAUAAUUCAAAAUAACAAAACAAAUUGAGGAAUUGUGUAUUGACAAUGAAGGGCGAACCCGAGGAGGUUCAAUUUCGAUAAUAUAGGGUAUGCAAUGCUGACGCUGUUUGAAGUGUUAUCAUUCAAAGGCUGGCUGGAUGUUCGUGAUAUAUUGAUCAGCGCUUUGGGACCAGUAAUGUUCAAUUUGUUCGCCAUGAUCGGGCAUGCGUCUUUAAACUUUUCAUUGCAAAAGCUUAGGGAUUUAGCCCUAACUUAGAAUAAAAGCAUGGCUAUAAUUAUAUAAAAUAUAUUAUUUAGCCUCUAUUUUAUUUUUUUAGUGUUCAUUAAGAUUUUUAGCUUUUAAUAUUACAAUAAUUCAUUUUUUUUUUUUCUAAAAUUGAUUAUUGUGAAAGUCUAAAGGAACCAAAGUUUGUUAUCUUUGUGAUUUAACAAAAUUUGUACCUAGUUGGCUAGAAUUUAUUUUAUUAUCCUAUGCUUUCUAGCUUCUAUUUUGUUUUUAUAAUUUAAUUGCUUAGGAAAUGAUUAAAGACUUUUAUUUUUAAUUUAGUGGUAUAGCAUGUUAUUAUUAUUUAUUAAAAUAAUACAAAUAAAAUAAAGUAAUAUUUUCUUUUUUGAUUAGAUUCAUGCAAUAUACAUACAUAUAUUCAUAUUCUUGGGAUGUAUGAUUGGACUUACUUUAUUUGUUGGUGUUGUAAUUGCUAAUUACUCUGAAAAUAAAGGAACUGCAUUACUGACAGUAGAUCAAAGACGAUGGUAAAUCAGAUGAAUAAUCUUCAUCUUAAAUACAAAAUUAAUUUAUAAUCAAAUUUUGUAGGUGUGAUUUAAAGAAAAGACUUAAAAUUGCUCAGCCUCUACAUUUACCUCCCAGACCAGAUCGCAGAAAGUUUCGAGCAUUUAUUUAUGAUAUUACACAAAAAAUACAUUUUAAAAGAUUUUUUGCUGUUAUUGUGUUAAUUAAUAGCUGUUUGUUAUGUGUUUCGGUAAUUGAUUAUUAAUUAUUAAUGUUCUCUAUAUUGAGCUAAUAUUUUAUAAUAGUGGCGGGCUGAAGAAAAACACACAGAACCUUUAUCAUUGGUCAGUGCAUUUCUUACAUUAAUAUUUGUGGCUGAAGUUAUUAUGAAAAUGAUUGCAUUCACUGCUCGUGGUUAUUGGCAAUCACGUCGAAAUCGAUAUGAUCUUUUAGUCACAGUUUUAGGAGUCAUUUGGAUAUUCACACAUUUUACCUUGCAUGUAAAUACUUCUAUAUUGUAAUUCUUAAACAUUGAAAAAUUAAUACAUUAUUUUAUUUCAGAAUGAAUUAUCUUUCUCAUUUGGUUAUAUUGUUGUCGUAUUACGGUUUUUUACAAUCACAGGAAAACACGCAACACUUAAAAUGCUCAUGUUGACUGUUGGAGUUUCUGUAUGUAAAAGUUUCUUCAUUAUAUUUGGUAUGUUUUUGUUAGUGUUUUCAUAUGCUUUGGCUGGAACUAUUUUAUUUGGUACUGUAAAAUAUGGUGAAGGGAUUGGCAGGUAAUUUCAUCAUUAUAAGAAUAUUUAUUAUAUACUAAUUAGUAUAUUAUUUUUAUAUCUUAUAUCUUUUAUAUCUUUUAUAUCUAUGAUUUAGACUUGCAAAUUUUGGUUCUCCUGUAACUGGAGUAGCUAUGCUAUUUCGCAUUGUAACUGGAGAAGAUUGGAAUAAAAUUAUGCACGACUGUAUGAUCUUACCACCACAAUGUACUCCGGCGGCUAACUAUUGGCAAACAGACUGUGGAAAUUAUGCAGCUGCUUUGAUUUAUUUCUGUUCUUUUUAUGUUAUGAUCACAUAUAUUGUUCUAAACUUAUUAGUUGGUAAGAAUUUAUUCAAUAUUACAAAAAAUGAACAUUUAUUCAUGAAUAAUUUUAUAAAAUUGAACAAAAAUAAUUUUUAUUAUAGCUAUUAUUAUGGAAAAUUUUUCACUCUUUUAUUCCAACGAAGAAGAUGCUUUACUUUCAUAUGCUGAUAUAAGGAAUUUCCAACACUCGUGGAACAUUGUUGAUGACACGCAAGCUGGAGUCAUUCAAGUUUACAAAGUGAGUCUAAUGAUUUUUUUCAAAGUAAAUUAAAUGCAUUGUCAAAAUUAUUAUAUUAUUAAUAGCUUGUAAAAAUAAAUGUGUUUUAUUAUGAAUGUUAUGUUUGUUAUAAAAUCUAAAACUUGUUAAUUGUUAUUUUUUAAAUGUUAAUACUAAUAUUAAAAUUACAUUUCUGAAUUUUAUUUGAAAUUACUAUUAAGUUUUAGAGUUGAGCUUAUUAAUUAGCAUUACUGUUGUCAAACAAUAAUUUUGGGAUUUGCUGAUAAAGUUCUUUUUUUUUCCAUUUCUAACCAAAAAGUACAUAAUUAUUUAUUAGUAUAAUUGUGAAAUAUUACAACCACAGUAAUUUUUCUUAUUAAUUGGUAUUUUUUUUUUUUUUUAGGUAAAAUUUUUGUUGCGCCUUUUAAAAGGUAGAUUAGAAACUGAUCCUCAAAAAGGAAAAAUGUUAUUGAAACACAUGUGUUAUGAGCUGGAAAGACUUCAUAAUGGUCAAGAAGUAACAUUUCAUGAUGUUUUAAAGUAACUUCAAAAUAUUUUUUUUAAUAUUAUAGAAAUUUGUUUUAAAAUUAUUUUGUUUUUCAUUUAGUAUGUUAUCUUACCGCACAGUUGAUAUAACAAAAGCUCUACAACUUGAAGAAUUAGUAGCUCGUGAAGAUUUUGAAGUAAAUAUUCAAGAAGAAGUUGCCAAACAAACUAUACGUAAUUGGCUCGAGGGAUGUUUACGAAAAAUGAGAGCAGCUAAUGUAAAUUUAAAUAUUACUUAUAAUAGUAUAUGUUAUUGAGGUUAAUUUUUUUACAGAGACAACAAGGUAGUUUAUUAGCCGGUCUUCGCGCUACUAAUGAAAUGAUGCUCAGAGAUUUUGAAGAAAAACAAGCUGCUAACAAUGAAAAAGAAAAUGAAGAAAAAGAUAUUAAAGUAUAUUAUCAUUUGUUUAACCAUUGCAAGGUUUUAAAUAUUAAAUGUUUCAUUGUUUAAUUUCAGUCCGAUAUAAAUCGGCCAAAGUUAAAGUCAACUACAGGAAUUACACGUUCUGAUAGUAUUGGUAGCGCAUCAGGGCGUAAAUUUUUGACACCAACUUUGUCAGACCCAUCAGAUAAAGAAAAAACUCGUAAAGCAUCCUACAGGAAUAUAAAACCAUUAAAUAUGUCCAAUCUUAAUGUAUCAUCUACUUCAAGAGAUCAGAGAACUAAUAUCCCAAAAGUUUCAAAUGCAGUGAAGGAAGUACAUGAAUGGUGGUUAGAUCAAUUAGGCCAUUGUUCAGAUAUAUCAUCUAGUGAUGAUGAUAAUUAUUAAAUUAUUGGAAACUAUGAAAACUAUAAUGUAUUAAUUGAUUUUUAUUGAAUCUUGAAAAAAAAAACACAUUUACAUCCUCAGUUUCUAGGAUUUGGAUGUUUAAUAUUGUGUAAUUUUAAUCAUUCCAUAGCAUUACAAUUAUAUAAUUAUAAUAAUAAUUGUUAUAAUAUUUAUACUUAAGUUAAUAUAAAUAAUUAAUGCAACAUUAUGAUAUUUUAAAAAUAUAAAAUUGUUACAAGCUAAACUAUAAUUUGGUAAAAAAAAUCUUAUUAUAAAAUCAAUAAUGAUUAAUUCUAUGUUAUUAGUAAUGACAGCCAAAUUUUAUUAUACCAGUUAAUUUACUGGUACCAAUAAUAGAAAAACAUUUAUUUUAUAAACAGUAAAAAAAAAAAAUACUAAAAACAAUACUAUUAGUAAAUAAAGUAUUAAAAGUAAGUUAAGUUUUUAAAAUUAAAAUAGUUGGGUUAGUUAUCUUCUGGCGUCAAAUGGUUAACAAAUUCACAGUAUCGUCUACGUCCGUCAAUAUAAAGCAUUGAAUCUAAAAAUAAGUUUUUUAAAUUAGUUAUAUAUAUAUAUAUAUAUAAUUUUGAAAUUCAUUAUUUUUACCGUGAUAGCCUUGAGGUAACACUGCGUCAACAUCUUUUGGUGCAACAAAUACAUGAUAAAAUGAAUUUGAAGUCAAACUUUUUUUACUUUCAAUUUCUUCAACUUUAGCAAUAACUUCAACUAUCAUUAUUCUACCACUUGUAUAACAAAUCUAACAAAUUAAACACUAAUAAAUGUCAAGAUAACUCACAUUUAUAAAUAAUUUCAAAUUUACCUUUCCGAUUAAUUUCAAUCUGCUACCAAUUGGAACUGGUUUGCGAAAAGUAAUACUAUUAAUUGCUUGUGACACCACUCUUGUUUUACUGUGUAUGCUUGCCACUAGAAAUGCAAGCUCAGUAGCUACACGCAUCAAAUAACCCCCGAAAACCGUGUAAUGUAAAUUUCGGUCCUAAAAAAAUUUACAUAUAUAUAUUUAUAUAAAAAUUAUUUUAAAUUAUUACAAAACUAUAUUAUGGUAUUCAUAAAAAAUACUUCAGGAUGGCAAAGAAUGUUAGUUUCAAUUUUAGUAUCAUCCAUCCACACACUAUUGAUUGGCAACACUUUAUUACCAAUUAUUGGUUCAUUUUGAUCAACAGUUUUCAUAAAUGUUUCAUAUAUCAAUGAUUGUUCUUCUGAGGUUGGCAUUCUAUUUAAUAUAGAAUUUUGGCGUGCUCUUUUUCUAUCCUCAUUUUUUUCUGUAUACAUUUUUUAAAUUUUUUCAUACAACAUUAAAUGUAUUUGUUAAAUUCUAAAUUAUGUUAUCUAGUAUUUACUUGCGGAGCGAAAUAAUAUUUGUUCUUCUCUCUCUCCUGAUGGUACCAAAGUAUUAACAAUGACUGAUGAUGUAUUAGUAGGAUCUCGAGCCACAAAUACAAAAUGAGCUCUAGUAAUGCGCUCAUAUUUAUCGCCAUUUAUUUGGUCCAACCAUAAAGUCACCUCUAAUGAAGUUUUGCCAGCAUGUGUUACUUGACCACUGAGAAUUAAAUCUUUAUCGGGCUAAAAUAAAAAUAUUUGUAUAUAUCUAUUUUUUUUUUUAUUCAAACUAAUUAAGUCAACUUACAAAUCUAAUUGGAUUGAUGAUUACAUCGUCUACCAAUAAUGUUACAACAACAUAUGGUGUUGGAAUAUCAACCGGCUGUUUUGGGUUAUAAAUAUGCUUCAUAACAAUCCAAACUUAAAAAAAAAUUAAAAAUAUUAGGUACAUAACUGAUAAUAAAAACUAUUUAUUCAUUUCAGUUUACCGGCAAAAUGAUCCAUAUCUUCUAGAAGACGCCCCAUUCGUAAACCCUUGUGUGUGGUUGUGUACUUAUUUUGUAAUGUUAAGUCAGUACUCAGAGGAACUAUUGCUCUAUCAUAACUAUCCUAUAUAAUUUUUGAAGAUAAAUAUUUUACAACUAUUUGUUAAAAAAAAUUAUAAUUUUCUUCAGAUUUUUUUAAUGAAAAAUAAACAAAAUAGGUAUUAACACUUACAUUCAUAGAGCGAGGAGGUAGUUCACUUUGCGUUGUUGGUAAAUAUUUUGACAACCAACUUCUAUCUUCAUUUUCAUACUUUCCAGUUAUACCCAUUAUAUUAAAUAAUUUUAGUUUAACUAUACGACAAUUGUGUAUAAUUAGUUAAGUUAGGUAGUAUUAUGAAAAAUAGAAUUAUUAUAAUUACUAUCUUGCAUGGUUUGUAAAUUAUCAAUAUCAAUUGGAGGUUUCCGUGCAUCAUUCAUUCGACUUCUGUACAAUAGCUGCUCAUAUAUUCCACAUUGUGAAGAUUUUGUUAAUCUUAAAAUUUUACAAAUAUUAUAUUAUAUACCUGGGUAUAUAAUAUUAUCUUUUUCCAACAGCACAAAAAUUAUCAAAAUCAGAACAUUCUACGGGGUAUGAAAGUUUUACCUGUAAAACAUUUUUUGAACAAAAAAACAGAUCGUGCGCAGGCUUAUUAAGGUUCGGAGCGUAGGCAACUUGUUUUAAUGUUUUCAUAUAAUGAUUUAGACCAAUAAGCAAUGUAAAUUAGAGACUUAAAAUUAAGAUUACUUUCCGAUGUCCGAUUUAAAUGUUUAAAAUAGGUGUGUAUGCAUUUUAUUGACAAAUUCCUCAAUUACACAGGGCGAGUUUACUCGUCGACCAAAGUCGCGCGCGACAAUUGAGCGUGUACCGCCUGUCCGAUUGCGUGAACUACAGCCUCCAAAAUCUUGCAACCACAACUAUAGUUGCAAGCACACUAGUUAUUUUGAUAGCCAUGUGAAUUACACAAAGCGAUUUUACUAGGUGGAGUGUAAAAUAGCUAGCGAGUAACGACGAAAAUAGCCCGACCGUCAGCGCGAGUUAAGUAGGUAACAACGAGUAAAUUCGCUCUGUGUAAUCGAGACUUUAGGAAGUCGAUUUUUAAUUUUCAGUUUUGGAGACGCCUAAAACUACCUAUGAUAUUAUUUAUGAACAUUCCGAAUUCCAUUUGUAUUUAUUUUAGGCAUACCAAAUUUUUAAUCGAAAAUCGAUUUUCUUAAAACCUCGACAAUUUCUCAAUAAAUCCAUAAAUACUUUAACAAUUUAAAUCGAACAUUGGGACGUAUAUGUUUAGUUCCUCACCAACAGUUAUUAAUCUAAAAAGUUAUAUUCAUCCGUAAAAACGACCGUACACCUUCCGCUUAAAUAGAUUACGUGCAGUGGAUAAAUGGAAGUCCAAUCAAUAAAAAGAUUAUAAAAUGGAAAAAAUUAAUUUUUAAAUGUAAUAUAAUUGGAAAACCUGCGACCCCGAUAAAAUGACGCAAUAAAUAGUAGGUAUCCGCAUUUGACGAGAAAAAGAAACUAUUAAAUAUGCGAAGACAGAUACAUUAAUAUAUUACAUAGGAAUGAUUUAUAUUGAGUUAUUUUGAAAAAAAAAAAAUUAAAAAUCAUUUUGGGAAAACGCCACAUUAUGCUAU
Molecule: messenger RNA, 12413 nt
Organism: Cinara cedri
Lineage: Eukaryota; Metazoa; Arthropoda; Insecta; Hemiptera; Aphididae
Source: the annotation of a GenBank genome assembly